This is a messenger RNA of Perkinsus marinus ATCC 50983, 2969 nucleotides long. Its product is annotated as WD-repeat protein, putative. Gene Ontology annotation, biological process: maturation of SSU-rRNA from tricistronic rRNA transcript (SSU-rRNA, 5.8S rRNA, LSU-rRNA); ribosomal small subunit assembly. Gene Ontology annotation, molecular function: protein binding. The record is from RefSeq and is a predicted model, not a curated record. The coding region runs from base 1 to 2931 and encodes 976 amino acids. Gene Ontology annotation, cellular component: small-subunit processome; Pwp2p-containing subcomplex of 90S preribosome. Lineage: Eukaryota; Perkinsozoa; Perkinsida; Perkinsidae. The transcript is spliced from 28 exons.
AUGUCAACAUCAACGUCGUCAUCAUCGUCGGAGGUUCCCUCCUCGCUUGACGGUGCCGUUACUACUGCGAAGAUCACCAGUGGCGAGCCGUCAGUUGCCACUAGGCUCUCCUUUGCCUUUACCAAUUUGCUUGGUCCUACUUACAAUGGUGGUCCGGUAAGAUUCUCUACUAGAGGCUCCUCUUCGUUGUCCCAAGAGGCCCAGCCCCCGCCAUCCCUCCUGCUCUCUACUGUCUCCUCGCGGGUCCAAGUCACUGACUUGUCUAGGUCUAAUCGUACAGCCUGCCUUCCUAUGGAGAUCCGUGGCUCUGCAAUUGCUGCUAUGACGACCUCCCCCGACAACUCGUUGCUGUUUACCGUUGACACCGAUGGUUUUGCGAUGGUCGUGGCCCUGAGUACCGGUCUAGUGCUCCACCGGCUCAACCUCAAAACGAAGACAGUCCGAGCCGCCGAAUUUUCCCCUGAUGGUCGCUAUAUCGCAGUCACUUCUGGAAGGAAGGUCGUGGUGUGGUAUGCCCCAUCAGCGAGAAGUGGCUGGCAGAUGGUGGUGAAGCAUACCUUCGCCGGUCACAUUGACGAGGUCAUGCACCUCAGCUGGUCGGCGGACUCGAACGCCCUAAUCUCUAGCGGCAACGAUAUGAUGGUCCGUGUGUGGAUCCUGGACCACUCUGUGAGCGACAUCCCAUCGGGCUGUCUGGUAGAGCACCAGGCCCCAGUCCGAGGCAGUUACUUUGGCAAGAGCGGCAAAGACAUCUACUCCGUCGCUCGCAACGGCUUCCUACUGCAUUGGAAAGUGGAUGAUAGUGGCGUAUGGGUGCUGCAGUCGAAGAACCAUUUGGAGGCGGUCAAGGGAGGCACCAUCACUGCUGUUGGCUUCGAUGCUUUCAGCGAUAUGCUCGUCAUCGGCCUCAGCCAUGGUAUCUUCGCUCUGUACGAGGUCACGACCAUGGCCCUUCUACAGGAGCUAUCGCUGGUGAGCGCGACCACACUGGGUGGCUCUGCAGGCUGCUCUAUCACCCACGCCGACAUCAGUCCGGGUGGUGACUGGAUAUGCAUCGGCUCGGCCCACGCCAGACAGCUCCUUGUCUAUGAAUGGCGUAGUGAGACUUGGAUACUCAAGCAACAGGGUCACCAUCAUGGGGUCCGCUGCGUGGCCUACUCUCCUCUAGCAGGGAGUACUAAGCCCAAGGCAGGUAGCACGAUCACUGCUGGCCAGAACCACAGGCAGUUGUUGGCCACUGGUGGUAUGGAGGGCAAGGUGAAGCUGUGGGACACUGUGUCGGGUUUCUGCUAUGCUACUUUCGCUGACCACACCUCUACAGUGGAAGGCGUGUGUUUCACACCUACUGGUAACGCAGUGAUAUCAGCAAGUCUAGAUGGCAGUGUGCGUGCGUACGACUCUUUGCGUUACCGCAACUUCAGGGUGAUGACGGCACCGUCCGCUUCGGGCCUGGUACAGUUCACCACCGUCUCUGUGGAUGGAGGAGGAGAUGUCGUUGCUGCUGGUGGCACUAGCGCUCAGGCACCAGGAGCUGUUUACCUCUGGGCACUCAAGACUGGGGACUGCAUUGAUGUCCUCUCUGGUCACGAAGCUCGCGUGUCGGCUCUGGACUUCUGUUGGGAUUCGUCCCUCCUCGCCUCUACUUCCUGGGACAGGACGCUACGUGUGUGGGACGUAUAUGGACGGCAAACCAAGGCUGGCAGCGGGGAGAGCCUCAUCCACCAGGGACAGGUAACGGCCUGUGCCUUUGCUCGGAACACGGAAAAAAAUGUACUGGCCACAGCUACACAGGCGGGCCACAUCUACUUCUGGGAUACAACAGAGGGUAGAGAGAUGGGAGGAAGUAUUGAUGCCAGCAGGGAUAUUGCAGCUGGUCGCGGACAAGGUAGCCGAGCUACUGGUGGUCUCACCAGCGGCAAGAAGGCCCGUCGGGACGGUACUGGCGGUCCAGCAGACAUCACACAAUACUUCACCGAUCUCUGCUUCAGCCCUAAUGGUCAGUGGCUCGCUGCGGUGUGCCCGAGAUCGCCGUAUCUGAUGAUAUACGAUACACGUCUACGAGUACUGCUGUGCCGGACUACUAUGACCUGUGCUCAAGGCAACAUCAUCGGCACUAAAAGGUUCCUCAAUAGCAAGCUGGACCGUGGCACUGACACUGGGGCUGCCUUGGCCGUAGCUGUACAGGACCAAGAAUAUGAAGAGCUAGAGGGGGCGGACCGGAAGAGGAAGAGGAUUACUCAGGCGGAGAGGCUGCCUGGAGUCAAGGCUGGUUACGGCUCCAAACAGGAUUAUCAACUAUGGCGAGUCUUCGGCUUGACCGUAUCUGGUGAUGGUCGGCAGGUCUGUGUGGCUACUAGUCUUGGUGCGCACGUCUUCUCGAGUGACCGCGUCGCUCUUGGUGCCGACACUGCCACUACUGCUCUGAGCUUCACCCCAGUCACGGGUCUACUCACAGAGCGUGUUAAUGUGGAGCAGAUAGUGAAAAUGGUCAAGGACGAGAAUUGGCCAGCUGCCGUGGUCAUGGCUCUUGUCACUGGAGACGCCAAAAUAAUCGAUUAUGUGUUCGACGUUGUCCCAAUGGAUCCUCCGGAUUCGAUAGCAGCAUGCAUCGGGUCUGUCGGGCUCCGUCUCUUACCGACUUUGAUAAGCACUCUCUCUCGGAGGCUUCGGGAUAGCCCUCAUUUGGAGGCCAACAUGCUCUGGGCUCGACUGGCUCUUGAGAUGCAGUACCAAAACCUGGACCGUGAACUUCAUAACUUUGCCGAUGGCAGCGGUACAGAGGCGGGAUCGACACUGAGAGUGGCCCUGGUAGCUCUACUGGAGCAAGUGUUGGCCCAUCGGAAGGCGGCCGAUAGUAUAGGAUGCUUGAUGAGAGACAACACCCAUGCUCUGAUGUACCUGGCCAACGUGCAAGCCUCGAUAGAUGGUUGAGUCCUCUAAACGUUCUAUAACUCACGUCCCUUACCAAC